This is a messenger RNA of Dentiscutata erythropus, 214 nucleotides long. Lineage: Eukaryota; Fungi; Glomeromycota; Glomeromycetes; Diversisporales; Gigasporaceae. The record is from the annotation of a GenBank genome assembly.
AUGAUCGCAAAUGACUCUUUUUAUACAUCAUUACAUACUUGCAUGAAUAAUAAUCAACAUGGACAAUCAAAUAAAAUUCAAAUUAUUACUACAAGUGAUAUUAAUGUAGAUCAAAUUUCAGCAAAUGAUAUAAAUAUGGAUCAGAUUGUAUUUGAUGCAGAAAUUUUAGCAAUUGAUAUGAUACUAAAACAACCCAAAUUGCAGCAGCAGAACU